Molecule: messenger RNA, 330 nt
Organism: Phytophthora sojae
Lineage: Eukaryota; Oomycota; Peronosporomycetes; Peronosporales; Peronosporaceae
Exons: 1
Coding region: 1-330 (109 amino acids)
Source: RefSeq, a predicted model, not a curated record
AUGGCCGAAGAGGACCCGUUCGCUGAGAUGGACGCGAUGCUCGCAGAGCAAGUGCGCCUACGGGUACUCCCGCCGAAGCGAACGGUCCGCGGGGUGCGCGAGUUCUACCUGACGCACAAGUCGAAGGAGGACGACUACGUUGCUGUGGCUCUGUGUUUCGCUGGGAUCGAGGACCAGCCCAAGCUGUAUCGGUACGACCUGGUCGACGCGAUUUUCGAGGGCAAAGAGGCUGGGCUGAAGGCGAGAAUGGCCAAGAUGGACCGCGCGAUGCGCAACACUAUCACGUUGCAGGUGACAAUGUGGAAGCCUCGUAAGCGUCCCCUGGGCUGA